Molecule: messenger RNA, 556 nt
Organism: Dimorphilus gyrociliatus
Lineage: Eukaryota; Metazoa; Annelida; Polychaeta; Dinophilidae
Source: the annotation of a GenBank genome assembly
UAUGGUUGAGUGUAAAGGUUUACUAAGUAAAUUAUUAGUUGCUGUUUACUGUUUCCAAACUGGAUUCCUACUCAAGUUGAUAAUAGAAAAGGCUAGAUCUUAUGACGUUAAAGUGGAUUAUCCUAUGCAGUUGGUGGAUCCUGAUAAUUUGAAAAAAUGUCGAAAUGGUUAUGAAAAGAUGAGAGUUGAUUUUUGUCAAUCAACCGCCAACUAUCUUAUAAACGCCGAAUUGCUUAGCGACUCUUUUAACCUGGAUAGAAUCUGUUACUUGGGAGGUAGACAUAUGGAUUGCGUUGGUAGUCUUCUAUUUAAAUCAAGAGAUACGAGACUUCACGAAUAUCGUUCCCUUUUCUCUCUAUUCUGUCAAAGAGAUUGUCAACGGCAAUUAAAAAACUGUAAAGGAUUAAGAUACCCAAAGAAAGGCGACUGUAAGCUGUACGAUUGCGUUGUCGACGGUGUGGCCAAGUGUAAUAAUCGUAGCUCUCAUCUACUUACAAAAUAUUCGUAUUUGAAGGAUCUAUGUAAGAGAGAUAAUAGUUUAGAGAUGACAAACUGA